Pseudogymnoascus verrucosus is the source of this 1800-nucleotide messenger RNA. RefSeq lists its product as uncharacterized. Lineage: Eukaryota; Fungi; Ascomycota; Leotiomycetes; Thelebolales; Thelebolaceae. Gene Ontology annotation, biological process: glucan catabolic process. The transcript is spliced from 3 exons. The coding region runs from base 1 to 1548 and encodes 515 amino acids. The record is from RefSeq and is a predicted model, not a curated record. Gene Ontology annotation, molecular function: beta-glucosidase activity.
AUGAUUUUCCAAGGUCCUCUCGACCAAGAAGGGUCUGCCGGCACCACGCUCAACAGCACCAGCACCAUGAUUAGCGAAAAAUAUAUGACUCACUUCAACCUCGCUGUGUCGUCUGAUCCUCGCCAUGCUUUCACCGAGGACGUUGGUACUGGUUUCAACGCCGGUGUUUUCUCUCAGUGGCCGAAGAGCCUUGGCCUUGCUGCGCUUCGGGAUACCGCCCUGGUGAGAAGGUUUGCUGAAAUCGCAAGGGAGGAAUAUGUGGCUGUUGGAAUUCGUAGUGCGCUACACCCGCAAGUCGAUCUCUCGACAGAGCCACGUGAGUUGAUCGCAGAAUAUAUCAAGGGCUUCCAAGGGGAUAAGCUCGGUCCUCAAUCUGUUAAGACAGUCACUAGACACUUUCCCGGAGGUGGAGCCAUGGAAAAUGGCGAGGACUCUCACUUCGCUUACGGCAAGAACCAAACUUAUCCUGGCAAUAACUUUGAAGAGCAUCUAAAACCGUUCAAGGCAGCUAUCGCUGCUGGUGUAACUGAAAUCAUGCCAUAUUACUCGCGACCCAUUGGCACAGACUACGACGCCGUCGGCUUCGCCUUCAACAAGGGAAUUGUGACCGAUUUACUUUGCGGCGAGCUUGGAUUCGAGGGCAUUGUACUGACAGACUGGGGGCUUAUUACAGACGGUUCUAUUAGAGGAGAACCUUUUCCUGCUCGAGCUUGGGGCGUUGAAAAUCUCACUGAGGUCGAGCGGGCAGCAAGAAUUAUUGAAGCCGGUUGUGACCAGUUUGGCGGCGAGGAUCGCCCCGAACUGGUCGUUCAACUUGUCCGAGAAGGCAUCAUAUCGGAGAAGCGCAUCAAUAUUUCCGUUCGUCGACCUCUAAGAGAGAAGUUCACCCUCGGUCUCUUCGAAAAUCCUUUCGUCGAUCCUGGGGCUGCUGGUCGGAUUGUUGGAAAUGAUUACUUUGUCCGUCUGGGCAGAGAGGCUCAGAGGAAAUCAUACACCCUUCUCAGCAACAAGAGAAAUAUUCUUCCAUUCCGGCAGCUUAACAACGGCACAAAGUUUUAUAUUGAAGGUUUCAACACUACUUUUAUGGAUGUACGGAACUAUGAGGUUGUUGAUACCCCGGAGCAAGCUGAUUACGCCCUUCUCCGAUAUAAAGCACCCUACGAGCCUCGCCCCGGCCAAUUCGAGUCUGCGUUCCAUGCUGGCUCGCUUGCAUUUAAUGAAACAGAGAAGGCUCGUCAGUCUAAGAUAUAUUCAACUGUACCGACUAUUGUGGAUAUCGCUAUGGAUCGGCCCGCCGUGAUUCCGGAGGUUAUUAAACAGGCUGAGGCUGUCUUCGCGAGUUUCGGGAGCGACAGCCAGGCAUUUCUAGACGUUGUGUUCGGCAUAAGCGCGCCUGACGGCAAGCUGCCUUUUGAUCUGCCAAGGUCCAUGGAGGCUGUUGAAGCGCAGAUGGAGGAUGUGCCAUUCGACACAAAAAGCCCUGUUUUCAAAUUUGGGCAUGGGUUGAACUAUGCGAACCGUUCUGCGGAAAACAGCAAAUGCUCCUAACAUGGGAUAUAAGUGUAAACCUAGUCAACUCCACCCUGAUCUAGUCUGCUAUAGGCGAAGGAUGAUGAAGAUUUAGAUAGUGGCUAUGAAGCUAUAUGUAAUGUUUCGUAGACUGCUCUAUGGUGGAAGGGGUCUUGAGAGUUGGGUUUGGGUUUUCCGACAUGGAUUAAAGUAAUACGAAGGCUUCAUUCUCAAGUAUGCACGUUACUAGUAUGUGAAGAUACUGUAUUGAGUUGAGCACGAAGCUCCUAC